ACAGGUUACCUGGAGAAGCUGUGGAUGCCCCAUCCCUGAAGUGUUGGAGGCCAAGUUGGAUGAGGCUCUGAGCAGCUUGGAAUAGUGGAAGGUGUCCCUGCCCAUGGCAGGGGGGCAGGACCAGUCAGCCUUUAAAGGUCCCUCCCAACCCAACCUGUUCCACGAUUCUAAGCUGGAAAGAGCUUCUGUACCUUCCCUUACUUCAUUCAGCUGCUCAGAGCAGGGCCAGCUUCAAAUAUUUACCUUACACCCAGUCAGAAUUUCCUGUGGGGCAACUUGUCAUCCCUGUCUCCUGUCACUUUGGGCUCUGAGAAGAGUCUGGCUCCAUCUCUAAUACCUCUGCCCUGCCAUUGUCUCUGCUGUAAAAAUGAAGGUGCAGCACAGGAGAAGACCUUUCUCAGACCCUCUGGUGACUUGCUUCCAUCACAGCAAGCAUUGCUGUUCCCUCCUACCCUUGGUUUCUUUUCCUAACCAGGUAUUUUUCUCUCAGCCUUUUCUCUUGUCCCAUGACAUUUUAAUAGUCUUUAAUGAUUUUAAGAGCUUUAAAAUUCCAAGACAGGAUUUUCUCUAUGGAGCCUCAUUCCCUCUUUCCCAAUUCAUCAUCUCAUGCUCUGACUACUUACUAAUUCUCUUCUUCCUAAUACUUUGUUCUAAUCUGUCUGGUACAGAGCUGUGUUUUACUGUGCUGCAUCUCCCAGCACCCACCCUUUUACAGACAGAUAAAACUGUCACCCCUUUCUGGUUUUCUUCUUAAAUGACAACUUACACAGCAUAGGCUUGGUCACGUUAUAUUUAAGCUUCUUUAGAUCUCACAAAUAAAUCCCAGUGGGUUCUAAGGUUUAUUCACUCUCUCAAAUUGUUCUAAAAUCUCCCCUGUUGACAUUUUAAUUAGAUAUCAUCUCUCAGACCCAUCCCAAGAGAAGGUCUCAUGUGAGCUCCUCUGUGGCAACUGCUGAUAAUGAUGAUUAAUUUGGUUUUUCCAACUGGCCCUAUUUUCCACUGAGAUGUUUGGCACUGAUCAUGUUUCAUCCCCACUGAUCAUCUGGCAGCUCUCUGCUUCUGAUGUUUUUGAUGAAGUUUUUUGUUUUUAUUUGCUUUUAUGUCUUUAGCAAAUUGUUCUCUUUUUCCUUUUUUUUUUUCCUACUUUAUGUGGAUUCUAUAUUUCAUUUAUUAGAGUUCAGGCUUUUAUCAUUUUUCUUGUUUUGACAUAUAAGUUCUUUUUAAAGGCUGUCUUUUUGAUUUCUAACAGCUUUUUCCCAGAACAGCAAGGGUUGUGCAGUGUCUGAUCUCUGCAAAGUGAACUAAAACUUUCCAAUUUGAGAGAGGUUCUUUGCUAGUGACUUAUGUAGCCAACAUAAUUAAGAACUGUCAGGCAAUUCUUAAUUAAAAGUUCAAGUCUGUGUCAUUUUGUCCGGAAUUGGUGUAGAGCUGAGCUGUCUGUGAUUAUUUCACUCAUCAUGUCUUGCACUGUUCUCUGUUCUGCUCUCUGGCAUCUUGAGUCUUCCAAGAUUUGGUAAAACUGAACAUAAGGCUGAAGAUCUCUUUAAUCUUAUGCCCAAGUUCCCAGGACUUCCUGAUUUUCAGCAUUUAUCCCUCUGGAGCACAGAAGGAUGAUCACAAGUGAUCAGAUUACCCCAGGCUGAGGCUUUUCUGUGCCUCUGCUUGUGGCAGCAGAAGAGAGCUCCAGGCACAGGCUUUCUCCUCAGAUGGAAUCUCAGUUUGCCCAACUCCCUCACCUGGAAGCUGAGAGCAGGUAAUGUUAUCUCCUACCUCAUCAAAUUUCAUCUGCUGCCACUGAAGUGAACUUUGAAAGAGGUUUCAGCAGGACAGGCUUUCAGAUCCCAACUCUGCUUCCAAGUUCACAAAAUAAGCAAAGCAGUGUUCUCAUCCCAGACCCAGUGGAUUCUGUAUUUCUCCCGGUUAUGCACCAUAAGCUGAAUUUGGAGCUGUGCUAGCAGUCUUGAGAAUGGAAAAGACAAUCAGUGAGAAAUGUGCUUGUGUAAAACUCUGAAAAAAUUAGGUUGUACAUAAUUAACUGAAGACUCUAAAGACAGUGUUAAUUAAUGCAUAGAAUUCUCCAUAGGUGCAGCAUCCAGGCAGCUCCAUUCAGUGGCAAGAUGGGCCAUGCCUGGAAAUCUGAGUUGGAAUCUCCCAUCAAGUCAGAGAACAGUGAUUUCCAGUCUCUUCCUGACUUGGAUUCAAGCUUGGAGCUGGAUGUGAUGAGCUGGAGAAAUACUGAAGAGGAGGCCAUGGGGAAGCUAGAGGGGAGCAGCCAGGAGGCAGACCGUGAGAUGGAGCUGAGUGAGCCUCUCUGGAAGGAUGACAGUGAAGAUUACCACGAGGCAGAGAAGCCAUGUGAAAACGACAGUCCUCUCCAGUUCCUCUUGGAGGUAACCCAGAUGUUGGAAUCUUUCUGCAUUGGCAGCACAGAGUCAUCACAGACUCUGUGGGAUUAUUGUGGCUCGGGGAAGCAGAGUGAUGGGGAGGAAGUGAGGAGCCAGGAAAAGACCACAGGAACAGCAGUCUCAGGAGCAGAGGAAAGUCAACUGCACAUCCUGGCAGAAGAUGAGGAAGAAAACUUCCUGGGAAGAGAGGAAGAGAAUGAAGACACACCUGGAGAACCCCCUUCAGAUGAGCUGCAUUCACCUGAGAUGAGUGCUCAGGCCCUGGAUCAAGAUGACAGUGACAGCACCUCUGCAGCCUCAGUGCUGGACUCCACAGGCUCUCCCAACAUGCACCUGCUGCAGCCAAGCUGGAAUAACCCCCUCCAGCACCUGAUCCUCAAAAAAAAGCUCCUGUCCAUCUGGAGGAUGAUAGCCAGCCACAGGUUCAGCAGCCCGUUCCUGAAGCCAGUGUCAGAGAAACAAGCCCCUGGAUACAGGGAUGUGGUAAAGAGACCCAUGGAUUUAAGCAGCAUAAAGAGGAGGCUGUCAAAGGGACACAUUCAGUCCGUGAUGCAGUUCCAGUGUGACCUGAUGCUCAUGUUCCAGAACGCUGUGAUGUACAACAGCUCCGACCACCACGUGUUCCACGUGGCUGUGGAGAUGCAGCGAGAGGUCUUGGAGCAGCUGCAGGUCUUGGCUGAAGCUCUCCUGUUGUCCAGGGACAGGCUGGAGUGAGGCAGAAGGUAACCAGCCCUGCCUGAGGCCUCUCUCAGUUGGAGCAGCGUUGUCUCCGUGGGUCAGGGCAUCUCCUGGGCUCGGGGGAUGUGCUGCCGUGGCCUCGGGUAGAUCUCAUUAUCCCCAGUGCUGGCUGCUGGGUUGAUGGGUUGAUUCAGAGCAGUUUUUGGGAGGCUACCACGUUGGAAGCCUCCAUUCUUUUUGGGAAAAGCAGCGAUGUAGCCCUGCAGGGAGAAAAGUUCCCUGGGAUGAAAAGCAAGGGAGAGAAUGCCGUGUGUGGCCAGGUGGCUGCACACCGGGCACGGCAGCGUUCCCGCGUUGAGGUUCUUGUGCUCUUGUGUUGGGCCGGGUGGGUCCAACGUUACCGGCACUGACACACCCAAUA
Molecule: messenger RNA, 3504 nt
Organism: Pyrgilauda ruficollis (rufous-necked snowfinch)
Lineage: Eukaryota; Metazoa; Chordata; Aves; Passeriformes; Passeridae
Product: bromodomain-containing protein 8-like
Exons: 7
Coding region: 2064-3119 (351 amino acids)
Cellular component (GO): NuA4 histone acetyltransferase complex
Molecular function (GO): protein binding
Source: RefSeq, a predicted model, not a curated record